This is a messenger RNA of Thrips palmi, 1480 nucleotides long. RefSeq names its product renalase-like. Lineage: Eukaryota; Metazoa; Arthropoda; Insecta; Thysanoptera; Thripidae. Gene Ontology annotation, cellular component: extracellular region. The record is from RefSeq and is a predicted model, not a curated record. The transcript is spliced from 5 exons. Bases 357 to 1406 code for a protein of 349 amino acids. Gene Ontology annotation, molecular function: oxidoreductase activity, acting on NAD(P)H.
CUGCGAAGUGACGGGACGGACGGACGGGUCGACUUGGUCGCGACGAGUCGACGGACGGGUUGAAGACGGACAUAUACUUGUUCGUUGUUGUCUCGUUUCACUCUUUCUGUUACAGUUUCCUCGCGCCGUUUAGCUGAAUCUUGAUGACUGUCGAGUUUUAUCUGAUCUUGGAUUCCUUCAUACGAGAAAAGUAAACCACUUCUUAGCUACAUGCAUUUACUAUCUAUAAUCACUCUCAACUAGCUGAUAAAGAUAAGCCCCAUCUCGAUAACUUAUUCUCAAGGUGGAUGAAGCCACCGACAUAAAAGCCUUGCUCGUUAGUUGGGAUGUAAGCUCUUGAAUAUCCAGAAAAAAAAAUGGCCCGUAAAGUGCUGCUUGUUGGAAGCGGAAUUACAGCAGCCGUUACAGGGGCCUUGCUUCGUCAAAAAAUGAGAGAAAAGAUUUCUUUGACCAUCUGGGACAAAGCUCGAGGGGCAGGUGGAAGAAUGGGUACUUCCCGCAGCCCAGGAGAUGCAGAGUGUAUUGCUGAUUUAGGAGCCCAGUACAUUACUGUUUUGCCGGAAAAUUUUGAAAAAAAUAGAGAGAUCUAUGGGAAUCUUUUGGACAAGCACAUACUUGAACCAAUGUCUGUUGGAGCUGUCAAAGGCCUGAAAGAAUUCCCUUCUGGUACGCAGCAUUUUGUGACACCCAAUGGAAUGAGUUCUCUCGUCAAAUAUUUUAUUGGAUUGAGUUCUCCUGAUGCUACCAUGUUCUUACAUCAUGUAACUGCUAUCAAUAAAACGGGUGAAAAACUUCAGGUGGAAACUACAACAGGCACAAAGGAAGAAUUUGAUGUAGUCAUUCUCACACUUCCAGCACCCCAAGUACUCCAGUUAUCAGGAGAUUUGCCAGACUUGAUCAACAAUCAACAAGAUUUGCGGACUGGAUUCGAAGCAGUAAAAUUCAGUUCCCGAUAUGCACUUGCUUUGUACUUUAACAGUGGCGAUGGACAACAUGAACCGUGGGCAGCUAAAUACAUAGAUGGCCAUCCAGUUUUCCGUUAUGUAGCUAUUGAGAAUAGGAAAAGAAAUAGACCUGAGCAGCCACCGGCUGCUGUUUUUCACUCAAGCAUUCAAUAUGGAAAAGAAAAUUUAGAAAAUACUCUGGUUGAAAUGGAGCCAGUGCUGCUUGCAGAAUAUAAAAACUUAUUCCAAGGUUGGCCAAAACCAGCAGCAGUCAAGUGCCACAAAUGGCGAUAUUCUCAGGUGACAACAAAUUUUCCGGGAAACCGUGGGUGCGCCGUCAUUCUCAAGAAACCACUCCUGAUAAGUGGAGGUGAUUCCUUUACAGGAUCUGGAUUUGAUAAUUGUCUUUAUUCUGCAAACUCCGUUGUGGAUGAAGUUGUGGAAUUUCUCAAAUUAAGAUAAGUUUUCAAUUAUGUUCUUGAUCAUGUUAUAUGUGCAGUCUUAUUUUUAUAUAAACUACAAUUCUUUUAGUUGUA